GGUCCCAGCACAACCCCAGGAGGAGGCAGCCGCCUUGCGCCGCGAGAACUGCGCGCUGCUCGGAGAUGGAGACGGGGGCCAGUCCCGGGACCGAAGCCUACGAUUACCCGACGUUCACAGCUCCGGAGAUGGAAGGCGUGCAGCGCUUGAGCCCAGUCACCUGGGCGGCCCUGGUGCUCUACGGCCUGGUUUCCCUCUUGGGGGCGCUGGGCAACGGGGCAGUCCUCUUCGUGAUGGGCUUCCAGAUGCGGCCCACGGUGAACACCGUGUGGUUCCUCAACCUGGCCGUGGCUGACCUUCUCUGCUGCCUGGCCUUGCCCUUCCUGAUUGUGCUGCUGGCCGGGGAUUACCACUGGAGCCUGGGAGACUUUGCUUGCAAGUUCUUCCCCUCCCUCACCAUCUUGAACAUGUUUGCCAGCAUCCUGCUGCUGACCGUCAUCAGCAUGGACCGCUGUGCCCUGGUGGUCAAGCCGGUGUGGUGCCAGAACCACCGUUCGAGGCUCCUGGCCCUGGCCCUGUGUGGCGCGGCCUGGGCAUUAGCCGCGCUGCUCACCCUGCCCUCCUUCAUCAUCAGGACAGUCAAACACGACCAGUCUUCGGGCAAGACGACUUGCAGAGUCGACUACUCGCUCUUGGUGAAGGACUCCCGCACCGCUGAGGUCUCGGUGGCCGUCAUGCGCUUUGUUUUUGCCUUCCUCGUCCCCCUUGCGGUCAUCAGUGUCUGCUAUGGGCUGCUGCUCUGCCGGGUGCGCAGCAGCCGCUUCAUGCGCUCCCAGAAGACCCUCAUGGUGGUGCUCGCAGUCAUCGCGGGGUUCUUCGUCUGCUGGGCCCCCUACCACGUGGCUGGCCUGAUCCUGGCCUCGGAGCCCCAGGGCAGCCCCCUCUUUCAGUCCGUGAGCAGCGCCGACCCGCUCAUCGUGGGCCUGGCCUGCCUCAACAGCUGCAUAAACCCCAUCAUCUACGUCAUUGCGGGCCAGGACUUCCGCGGCAAGGCCAAGCACUCGCUGAGGGCCGUUCUGCGCAACCUGUUGAGCGAGGAGGCCGCGCUGGCUGAGGGCCCCAGGCAGGCCACCUGCACCACCGAGGAUCGCAGCGCCAGCACGGGGGUGUGACAGGCACGGCCCUCCGCCGAGCCUGAAGAGAGCCCUCACGGGCAGGCCCGUCGCGGGUGGGCUGGGCUGGGCUGGGCUGAGCUGGGGGGCUCGCUUCGGCCUGGCGCGGGGCCUGCGCCGCCCACCUGUCUUCGGAUUCCCGUCCGCGAGCUCCCCUGCCUGUUGGAAGCAAUAAAGCGACUCUU
Eublepharis macularius is the source of this 1297-nucleotide messenger RNA. It is a transcript of the gene C5AR1, whose product is annotated as complement C5a receptor 1. The record is from RefSeq and is a predicted model, not a curated record. Bases 66 to 1112 code for a protein of 348 amino acids. Gene Ontology annotation, molecular function: G protein-coupled receptor activity; complement component C5a receptor activity. Gene Ontology annotation, cellular component: plasma membrane. The transcript is spliced from 2 exons. Lineage: Eukaryota; Metazoa; Chordata; Lepidosauria; Squamata; Eublepharidae. Gene Ontology annotation, biological process: phospholipase C-activating G protein-coupled receptor signaling pathway; positive regulation of cytosolic calcium ion concentration; complement receptor mediated signaling pathway.